Molecule: messenger RNA, 2224 nt
Organism: Phragmites australis (common reed)
Lineage: Eukaryota; Viridiplantae; Streptophyta; Magnoliopsida; Poales; Poaceae
Product: ankyrin repeat-containing protein ITN1-like
Exons: 4
Coding region: 57-2048 (663 amino acids)
Cellular component (GO): plasma membrane
Molecular function (GO): protein phosphatase 1 binding; protein phosphatase regulator activity
Source: RefSeq, a predicted model, not a curated record
CGUCAUACGCAAACACGUACGCAACCACUCGGCACAGCAUACACAGCCUUGGUCCGAUGUAUCAUCAGCACAUCCAGCUUGCGCUUCCUUGCCGGGGCUCGUCUGCAAAUGCGAUGUCCACGCAGCUGAAUGAUACACGCUCUGUCGACAUGUGCCCUAAACUCUAUCGCGCUGUCUGCAGAGGGCAGACGGAGGAGGUCUUGGAGCGGCUUCUGCCACUACACGGUGCAGCAGCAGCUGAUAAAGCCACGGGCAUUAUUCAGCAUGGACGGUGCGACAUACUCGAGGUGACCGCCGCGGGGAACACGGUUCUUCACUUGGCGGCGGAGAAAGGGCGCGAUGAGCUGAUCCAGGAGCUCUACAUCAGGUUCAGGGAGAAGGUGAAGAGCCUCCUCUCUCGCCAGAACUCGGCGCUGGACACGCCCCUGCAUUGCGCGGCUAGGGCGGGGAGUGAUAAGGCCGUGGUGGUCCUCGUCCAGAUGGCCCGGGACUGCGGAGAGAGCAUCCUGGAAUGCAAAAACGAGGCCGGGGACACGGCGCUGCACCUGGCGGCGAGACACGGCCAUGCCAAGGCGGUGGAAGCUCUGGUCUCCGCGGCGACGGCGGUGGCCGCCAAGCUGAACAACGCAGGUGUGUCGCCGCUGUACCUGGCGGUGAUGAGCGGGUCGGUAAAGGCCCUCAAAGCGAUUACCACGUGCAAGGAGGCCUCAUCCGUCGGACCAGGUUUGCAGAAUGCUCUGCACGCUGCCGUCUUCCAGAGCAAAGCGCAAAAAAUGGUAGAGCUGCUACUGAAAUGGAGGAAGGAUUUGGCAGACGAAGUCGACUGCCACGGCAGCAGCCCGCUCCAUUUCGCGUCAUCCGACGGCGACUGCAAACUCGUAGGGGCGAUCCUGCGCGACGCGCCGCCGAGAACUGUGUACAAGAAGGACUUGGACGGCCUCUCCGCUCUCCACGUCGCGGCUCAGAUGGGCCACCACCGCGUCGCCAAGUUGCUGUUAGAGAGCUGCCCCGACGCCGCCGAGCUCCGGGACAACAACGGCAGGACCUUCCUUCACGCCGCGGCCAACGAGAAGCGCUCCUCAGUCGUGUCUCUUGCCAUCAAGAAAUUCAAGGACUCCAAGCUGCGUGGCCUCCUGGACGCGCAGGACAGGAAGGGGGACACGCCGCUCCACCUCGCGGUGGCCGCGGGCGCGCCCGGCAUCGUGGAAUCCCUGCUACGGAAGGGCAAGGUGCGGGUUGAUGUUUUGAACAACGACGGGAAGACGCCCCUUGAUCUCGCCGCGGAAUCAACCAGUUACUUCACCAUGGUAAGCCUGGUGGUGACGCUAGUCGCUUUCAAGGCUCAAACCCGGCCGCAAAGGCAGGACCAUCUGAAGCCGUGGGAUAUCUCCAACAUAGUGAAAGGGAUAGAGAAGACGUCCGACAGCCUCGCGGUGGUGGCCGUGCUCAUUGCCACCGCCGCAUUGGCAGCCGGGUUCAACCUGCCCGGGGGGUACGGUGAGAAAGGCCAAGCGAACCUCGAGCGCAAACCCGCCUUCAAAAUCUUCCUGUUCCUCGACACCCUUGCCGUGGCGACAUCCAUGGUCGCGGUGAUCCUGCUUGUCUACGGGAAGGCGUCGUGCUCCGCCGGCUCGUGGAAGAGCUUCGUGGCGUCGCUUCACUGCAUGUGGGUGUCGCUCAACAGCCUGAUGCUGGCCUUCAAUGAGGCUUUGGUUACCGUGAUGCCAACAGGUUAUCGUUUCGGGUUAAUGGCUAUACAAUUGUGCAUCGAGGCCUUGAUCUUUUGGAUCACGGUGUGUGUUGCGCCUUCAGCGAGGUCGUCACUCACACACCUUUGCAGGUUUCUGUGGCAUCGCAGUCGCUCAAAAGGAAGCCAUGCCAUCAAGAGGCAGUAUCCGCUCGCCGGCGCUUCCAUACUCAACUUGUUUCUGUUUAUGGUUACAAACGUUAUAGUGUCUAUCGGUUUUCUAGUUGUCACUUAUUCACGUUCGCUUGAGAACGAGCCGUUGGUGGCCACCUCACCCGCCCCCUCACCUGUUCCUCUUUAAUUAGAAAAAAGGUUUACGGAUCGGUAAACAUUUGCCUGAUUAGUUACAGGCAAUAUUAAUUGUACUUGUAUAAGCUAGUUACUUACAGAUAUGAUUCAGAACUCAAUAUAGUGACUAGCUUGUUUCAUUCUGCAAACAACAUUUGCCAAAAUAAAGUACACAAUCUGGUUACAUUC